Molecule: messenger RNA, 1527 nt
Organism: Penicillium arizonense
Lineage: Eukaryota; Fungi; Ascomycota; Eurotiomycetes; Eurotiales; Aspergillaceae
Exons: 9
Coding region: 1-1527 (508 amino acids)
Biological process (GO): carbohydrate transport; transmembrane transport
Cellular component (GO): membrane
Molecular function (GO): carbohydrate:proton symporter activity
Source: RefSeq, a predicted model, not a curated record
AUGGGUCUAGUGGAAAAGUUCCUCCCUAAGGAUGACCGCUUUGCGGCGCUUCUGUUGUAUGGUAUGGUCUUUUCAACCUGCUUCAACGGGUACGAUGCCGGGAUCAUGACAGUCAUUCUGGCCGAUAAGCAGUUUAUCGAAUACUAUAACAUCGACGAUAACAGAUCCGGUCUAGUGGCAACGAUACCUUGGGCGAUGACAGGGCUGGCCCAGCUUUGGCUUGGAGGCUCUCUUGCUGCAUGGCUUGGACGCCUUUGGGCUCUACGGAUCUCUAUUUGCAUCAUGAUUAUUGGAGUAGUCGUCGAGGUUGUUCCAAACAACUUUGGAGUCUUAAUCCUAGGACGACUCCUAACAGGUCUAGGCUUCGGAUGUGUCUAUAUUGCCACGAACCUCUACGUCGCCGAAUGUGCACCCACCAAACUGCGAGGCAGCUUCGUCGGAACAGUCUCACAGUUCGGUUACCAACUAGGUAGUUUAAUUGCCUUCUGGGCUGGAUACGGAAUGUCCUUCCACAAGUCACCCUAUAACAUUGCCUGGCGUGUAUCGAACAUCGUCCAGAUUCCUAUUGGUCUGGCCUUUGUCGUGGUUUCAUUCUGGUAUCCUGAAAGCCCACGAUAUGUUCUGGAGAAAUACCCUGAGACCCCUGAGCGGGCUCUCAACGUUCUCAGUCGGCUUAGAUCUGGAGCACCAACGGAUGAACGUAUUCGUACCGAGUUCCAUGAAUUGGUGGCCUCGUAUGAAUUCCGCCGUCGCUAUGAGACAGGCUAUGUUGGUCUUCUCAAGGAUAAGACUAUGCGUAAGCGGCUGUGGUAUGGUAUUUAUGCCGCAGGUCUCCAGCAGUGUGGAGGCAUUGCUUCACUGACCAUGUAUGCCACAUUGAUUUAUCAGAGUCUUGGAUGGGAUUCUGGCUCGCAGGCUUUGUCAAUCAAUGGAAUCCAGUCUGUUCUUCAGCUGCUUAUAGUGUUUGUUAAUACAUUCACGGUUGAAAGAUUUGGUCGUCGGGGUCUCUUGCUUGCUGGAUUCGCUAUCCAGUCACUGGCUCUCUUGAUCAUGUCUUGUUUAACCACUGCUUUCCCGUCAAACGGCAACAAGGCUGCUGCUAUUGUAGAGGUUGCAAUGCUUUUCAUCGUUGGCUUGACCUAUUGUUGGUCCAAUGGCCCUAUUGCACCAACAGUGGUUACGGAGAUAUUUCCUCAGCAUGGAUUCGGUCUUUCAAUGCUUGGUCAGACAUGCUGGCUGAUGCUACUCACGCAAUCUUGGCCAUCUUUCAAUAAUAAAGUCGGUGGACACAGUUAUUGGCUACUGUUUGGUUUGAAUUUAGCUGCUGGCAUAUCCGUUUACUUCAUUCUUCCCGAGACCAAGGGCGUGUCCCUCGAGAGAAUGGACAAGAUCUUCGGAGGGCUUGAUAAUGUCGAGGCCGGAGAAUGCGAAGGGACUUCCGAGAAGCGUGAAGCCAUGGCCAUCAUAAACGAAGGAGACAAGGCUCCAACCGCUCAUGUUGAGGAUGCUUCUCGAUCCCCAUCAUGA